AUGAUUCCUCUGCAACUUGUCAUCAUAAUCCUCUCUCUGCGAUCCACCUUCUCCCAGCAAUAUUACGAUCACACUCCUUGCUCCUCUCACACCACCAAUCCCGCCGCCGCCUACACCUGCGCCUCCGCCGGAACCUCCUGCCCCUCAUUCAUCGUCUACAGAGCCAACCGCCCCUUCUCAACCGUCUCCGCCAUCUCAACCCUGUUCCAAACCGACUCCCACUCCUUACUCUCCGUCAACCCUAACGUCUCCACUCCGUCGCAGUCUCUCCCCUCCGGCCACGAACUCCUAAUCCCGGUCACGUGCUCCUGCGCCGCCGAUCGCUUCUAUCGCUCCUACUUCACCUACACCGCCACACAAAACACCUCAAUUUCAGAAAUCGCUUGCGCCGUUUACCAAGGCCUGGUGAAAUCCGCCGCGUUAACGGAGGAAAAUCACGCCCGAGGUAACGGCGUCAGUGCUGGCUCCACGCUCCGCUUGCCUCUCAGGUGUGCUUGUUUGGAUGACGUUUCCGAAAAGGAUUCAGUGAAAUAUCUCGUCACCUACCCUUUCAUCGAAGGGGACAACACCAAAAAAUUGGCGGGAAAAUUCAACGUUGCAGAGGAGGAGAUAUGGAGGUUCAACCGCAUGGAUCCCUUCUCGCCGCCGGUGUUUCCUAACACGACGGUUUUGAUUCCGGUGAGAGAGGAGCCGUGGAUCAAUUUCAGCAUUCCUGAUGCAGAUCCGCCGACGCUUCAGUUCCUGCCGACGCUACCGGUUGAAAAGAGGCCAAACGAUCCGGAAUUGAAGAAAUUGUACAUCGCCGGAUCGGUAAUCGGGACUUUUCUUAUCGCUGCUCUGACGAUCUCCUGCUGUUUGUACAUGAAGGCGUUGAAGAAGUUCAAAAUCGAGAGAAUUCGCAUUGAGGAGAUCAGCGCCGCGACGAAGAAUUUCAGCGGCGAGGUGAAGACUAGCGGCGGGAUCUACAGGUGCGGCGGCGAGGCGAAUGCGAUGAUGAUGAUCAAAGAGAUGAGAUUGGAGAAUACUCGUCAGGCAAUCGACGUCCACUCCAGAAUCAAUCACGUGAACAUCGUGAAGCUCCACGGCAUCUGCUACGGCGGCGAUGACGACGAGGAUCCGACGUCUAGCUGCUGCUAUCUGGUGUUCGAGCUCCCCUUCAAUGGCAGCUUAAGAGAUUGCUUGAAAAGUUCAUCUGGCGCGCUUCAAUGGUGUAGGAGGACUCGGAUCGCAUUCGACAUCGCGACGGGGCUCUACUACCUGCGGUACUCCGUCGCGGGCUACACGGAUCAGCUGAGGCUGAGCAGCGACAACAUUUACUUGAGCUCGAGCUGGAGGGCGAAGAUAUUUGUUUCAGGCGAGAAUGUGAGAAGCUCGGGAGCGGGCGAGAGUGUGGAUAGGAGCGGAGAGAUGUUUGAUUUUGGGGUGGUGCUGAUGGAAGUGAUCGGAGGGAAGGAAGUGGAGGUGGAUGAGAGAGGGGUGAGGGAGGCGAUGGGCUUUAUGGGAGAGAAGGAAGGAGGGUGCUUUGAUCAGUUGAGGAGUUUUGUGGAUUCUUCUCUGAGAGAUGAUUAUCCAUUAGCGGAGGCAUUGUGUUUGGCUGUUUUGGCUGGAUCAUGCGCAGACCAUGAUCCCAUGCAUAGGCCCUCCAUAGAAGAUGCGCUCAAGAUUCUUGCUAGGAUGCUCUAG
Messenger RNA from Salvia splendens (bonfire salvia), 1683 nucleotides. Its product is annotated as lysM domain receptor-like kinase 4. The coding region runs from base 1 to 1683 and encodes 560 amino acids. NCBI's taxonomy places the organism in Eukaryota, Viridiplantae, Streptophyta, Magnoliopsida, Lamiales, Lamiaceae. Gene Ontology annotation, biological process: protein phosphorylation. The record is from RefSeq and is a predicted model, not a curated record. Gene Ontology annotation, molecular function: protein kinase activity; ATP binding. The transcript is spliced from 2 exons.